AUUGCUAAAGAAAUUCCUAGUACUUUACCAGUGAAAUAUGAAGAAGGUCAGCAGGGAGAAGGUAACAUCCCAGCUUCAGCAAAAGCUUCAAAGGAAGAAGACCCAAUUGAGGACACAUUUCCUGUCAAGUUGGCUGAAGUCGAGGAUGAGGAUAUUAGUACAGUCGCGGUUAUAGAAACGAGUGAAAAGGUAAUUGGUGAAGAAGGUUCACCACGGGCUGUGCAGAAAUAUGAACCAGGAGAGGGGCUUCAAAAAUUGCUGGAUGUGAUGCCUGAAGAAACUAAGGCAGAAUCAUCAAGAGAAAAUGCACAAGUAAUUACCUGCACAAAGGAGGAGAGAGCAAUUCAGAACAUAAAAGAAUCCAAACAAGAAGAUACAAAUGCCAUAAAUGAUACGAAAGAAAAAGACACAGGAUCGGAGGAGGUGUUGGAGAGAAACAGUAGAGAACAAGAAACAGGAGAACAUGCAUUACAGGAAAUUCAUCCUCAAGAAUUCAAUGAUAAAGAAACAACUGAAGACAACUCCACGGAAUAUCAGGCGUGUAUUGAGCCAGCUGAUUUGAGCACAAAAAUAGUACAAGGAAACUUAGAGGAACAGGCAAAUCGGGAACUCUCUUCUUCACCGGUGGGAGACAGCACAAUUAAGGAAAGCUCAGAGGAAGAAGAAAAUUAUGUGUCGAAUCUGAAUGAAGAGAAAAAGGAAGCGCAUGAGGAAUGUAAAGAGCCCAUUGAGGUCACAAAUAUGACAGAGGAGGAAACAAACUCUGAAACUUUUGAGGACAAAAGAAAGCCAAAUGAGGACCUCUAUACUCCUAUUUCAGAGGAAGAAACCCAUGCAGAAGAAAGUAAUUGCUUUCAGUCCGAGGUAUCUGAAAAGGAUGGCUCCACAGUUAUCAAUUCUGACUCUGUGUCUGGAAUUGUGAGGCACCAAACAGUCUUGAAGGAAGCUGAAGCAGAAAACAAAGAGCAGGUCGAAAAUACUGAUACUGCUCUUGAUGAGAAGGGUCUAGCAACCAUCUUAACGGAUGGAACUACCUUGGACAUUGAAGGUAUUGAUGAACAAUCAGAUGAAAAUUCCAAAUCAAAAGAGUUCUUAGAGAACCAGAUUCCAACAGUUGCGGUUGUGGAUGAAGGUGAAGAGAAGGUAGGACUUGGAAAUAUUAAUUUAGAUGACGCCCCUGUUAAGACCGUAGAGCAAAGCUUUCAAGUACAAAGUCUUGAAGAAGCAGAACCAACACUGAGAGUUGAGGAUGAGAAUAAUAACAUGAUAGCUGAAGAGGUGAAGCCUCAACUGUUAGACCAGGUCUUUGAUGAACCAAAGAACAUUGAGGGAGAUUUCAAUGAAGGACAAAUCAUAGAAUCCAACGCUGCAGUUUUUUCACCAGAAUUAAUUCAAGAAGAAACAGUUAAGAACUCUCAAGACAAUGACCAGGAGACAGAAAAGUUAAAGGAAGAGGGAAGCAGCAUAGAGAACAUAAAGGAACUCAAUGCUAAUGACCUCCAACUAGAGUCUAUUCCAGAAGAUGGAAGUGAAAAGUUCAAAGAUGACAAACAGGAAGCAGUGAAGUUCAAAGGAGAGAUCCUUCAAGAGUUACAUGCUGCUGGAGUAGGUGAGGGCACCACGUGUGAGACAAGUAAGAUUGCUGAAAGGUCUGAAGAAAUUCUUUAUACUUCACCAGUGAAAUAUGAAGGAGGUCCGCCUGGAGAAGGUAACAGUCCAACUUCAGCAAAAGCUUCAAAUGAGGAGGAUAAAGAUGAAGAAACAUUUUCUGUCAAAGUGGCUGAAGACGAUGAUAGCAACAAUGAUGCAGUCACAGUUACAGAAAUAAGUGAAAAGGUGACAUCAAAUGAAGAAGAAGAUUCAGCAGAGUCUUUGGAGAAACAUGAAUUGGGAGAGGAGGUACAGGUAAAAACUAGUGAUUUAGCAUAUGAAAACAAGGUUUACAACCUGGAGGUCAAAGCUUCUUUUGCUAAAAGUACAGCAGAAGAGACAAGGUUGCAAAACGAAGGGCACAAGGAGGUUUCAGAUUUGGCUUCAGAAAAGCUAGAUGUUGAUGCAACUGAAGAAGAAAUCAGAGAAGGAUCUGAAAUAGUUCUUAAAUCUGAUUCGCAAAGCAUUGAUGUAGUUUCCAAAGAUGAUAUCAUUGCUUGUCAGGCACUCCACGAAGGGAUAUCAAAAGAGCAACUUCAAAUACCAUCUUCUACAUUGCUUCCCGAGGAAAAGGAGCUCAAAGCUAAUCAACAUGAGCAUGAAACUACAACCCAAGACAAGAAUAUAGAAGAAGAGCACACAUAUGAAAGGGAAGUGCCAGCUGAUGAAAACACGGGAGAUUUAUUUGCUGCAAGGUCAGUAGAAGAGGCACACUUGCAAAAGGAAGAACCCAGAGAGCUCAAAGCUUCUGAAUUGUCUCUGGAAAAGCUAGAUGCAGGUGAAAGUGAAGAAGAAAUCAAAGAAAGUUUUGAAAUGGUCUCGAAAUAUGAUUGUCUAAGCAUUGAUGCAGUUUCCAAAGAUGAAAUCAUUGCUGAUCAAACACUCCUUGAGGGGAUAACAGACAUGCAACUUCAGAUACCAUCUCAUAGUUUGCUUCCCAAGGAAGAGGAGCUCAAAACUUAUGAACAUGAGCAUGGAACUACAACCCAAGACAAAUCCAUAGAGGAAGAGCAUGCCAAGAAAAUAGAAAUGCCAGCUGAUGAAAAUGGGGGAGAUUUAUUUGCUGCAAGGUCAGUAGAAGAGACAAUCUUGCACAAGGAAGAGCCCAAGGAGCUCGAAGUUUCUGAAUGGGCUCCAGAAGAGUUGAAUGCUGAUGAAACAGAAGAAGAAAUCAAAGAAACCUUUGAAACAGUGUCUAAAGCUGAUUCUGAAAGCACUGAUAUAGUUUCCAAAGAUGAGAUCAUUGCUUAUCAGAUAGUCCAUGAAGGGAUAUCAAAAGAGCAACUUCAGAUACCAUCUUCUAUAUUGCCUCAUGAGGAAAAGGAGAUCAAAGCCUCUGAAGAUGAGCAUGGAACUACCUCGGAAGAGAUAUGUCCACAAAAGGAAGAGGCCAAGGAUGUCAAGGUUUCUGAAAUCGCUCUGAAGACACUGGAUGCAGAUGAAACUGCAGAAGAAACAAAAGAAACUUGUGAAACAGCAAAUAAAUUUGCUUCUCAAAGCUUUGAUGUAGUUACCGAAGAUGAAGUUGUCGAUGAGCAGACACUCUGUAAAGUGAUAUUAAAAGAGACUCCAUCUACUGCAUUGCUCACAGGUGAAAUGAAGCAUGCCACUAUCAUGUUAGAAUCCCCGAAAGAAACUACACAAGUGGCUAAACAUUUAACUGAAGACAAAGAACUUCAAACCGAAGAGAAUCUGUGUGACACAACAGUUGAAGCAAAUGAAAAAAUUAAGACUGAACUUUCAAAUGACGAGAUCAAGGAGGGUAAGGAACUUCCGAAGGAUUCUGAGGCAGACUCUGUCAGAGAAGAGAGCCAUCAAGAAAAAAAAGCAAUAGCUGAAGAGUAUCAAGUAGAGAAGACCAAUGAAAGUUCUGUGAUCAGAACAAACGAAAAUCGGGGCAAGUUGCCUGAAGAGAAAGAUACAACAGCUAGCAAAGAAGUGCAAACUGAAGAAGAAGAAGAAGAGCACGAAAAUGCUGAAGAAGUAAGAACAUAUGAAGAGAUGGGAGAAAGUGAACACAAAAAUGCAGAGCCAGGCUAUGAUUCUCCCGUCAUUGUAGAAGCCUCUAGAGAUGCUGAUGCUAAGAUUUCACAUAAGAAAUCCCAUAAUAUCCUUUCAGGUAUCAAGCAUUCAAUUUCCAAGGUGAAGAAAGCCAUUACCGGCAAGUCUUCUCAUUCAAAGACACAAUCAGAAAAAUAA
Molecule: messenger RNA, 3849 nt
Organism: Prunus avium (sweet cherry)
Lineage: Eukaryota; Viridiplantae; Streptophyta; Magnoliopsida; Rosales; Rosaceae
Source: RefSeq, a predicted model, not a curated record